AUGCCCCAGCCAGACGGACUCGCCCAGCUGCUCACCUGUCUCAGGAACUCAGACUCCGCCGACACCACCAUCCAGCAGUCAGUCACCAAGCAACUAGAUUCAUUCAACCAGGUGCCCGACUACAACUCCUAUCUCGCCUACAUCCUCGCAAGCAUGCCCCAGGAGGAGGCCCGCGUCCGAUCGGUCGCCGGGCUCAUCCUCAAAAACAACCUCCGCCGCCUGCCCUACCACCACCACCACCACCCCCACAGCCAGGACCCCGACAGCAUCUCCGGCCCCUCGCUCGCCGGCGCCCAGCAGCAGAUCCUCGAAUACGUCAAGUCCUCCGUCCUCGCCUCCGGCCUGCUCUCCGACCCCACCCCGAUGCUCCGGGGAACCGCCGGCACGCUCAUCUCGACCAUCGUCAUGCAGUUCGGCCCAGAGUCCUGGCCCCAGGCACUCCAGACACUCAUCGAACUCACCGAGGCUAACGAGCCCCUCGGCAAGGAGGGCGCCUUCUCGACCCUCUCCAAGAUCUGCGAGGACGUCCCCCGGAAGCUCGAGCAGAUGUCCAUCAACGGCAUCCGCGUCCUCGACAUCAUGGUCCCCCGGCUCAUCAACCAUCUCAAAAACCCCUCAGACUCCCGCAUCCGCGCCUACGCACUCAUCUGUCUCAACCCGUUCAUCCAGACCGGCGCCGACGGCAGCCUCACCGACAACCUCCAGCCGUACGUCGAGGCCCUCUUCCUCUCCGCCAGCGACCGCUCCCCCGAGGUCCGCAAGAACGUCUGCUCCUCCCUCGUCAGCCUGCUCAGCUCGAACCCGGACGUCCUGAUCCCGAACCUCUCCCAGACGGUCGACUUCAUGCUCUACUCGACCCAGGAGAGCGACGAGAGCGUGGCCCUCGAGGCCUGCGAGUUCUGGCUGGCCUUCGGCGAAGACGUCCGGCUGAAGAACUAUCUGGCAGGAUACCUCGAAAAGAUCGUGCCCGUGCUGCUCAAGGGGAUGAUCUACUCGGAGGAAGACCUGCUGAUCCUCGACAACGACGACGAAGACGAGGCCGUGCCCGAUCGGCAGCAGGACAUCAAGCCCCGCUUCUACGGCUCCAAAGACCCCCGCAGCCAGCUCGACGACCCCGCCUCCGCCUCCUCCUCCUCACCCACCCCGGACACUACCAAUAACAACCAGCAGCAGCAGCAGCAGCAGCAACAACAGCAACAGAACGGGGAAGACGAUAACGAGGAGAGCGAACUCGAUGAGGACGGCGACUCGGACGAGGACGACCUGUACGCCGAAUGGAACCUCAGGAAAUGCAGCGCCGCGGCCCUCGACGUCAUCGCCGUCAACUUCGAAAACAGUCUGCUCGACUACCUCCUACCCAUCCUCAAAGAAUACCUGUUCCAGCCCAAGUGGGAGCACAAAGAAGCCGCCAUCCUGGCCCUCGGGGCCAUCGCCGAAGGUUGUUUGACGGGCAUGGAGCCCCAUCUGCCCACGCUGGUCCCGAUCCUUCUCGACUGCUUGAAGGACCGGAAAGCGCUGGUCCGGUCGAUCACCUGCUGGACGCUGGGGCGAUACUCGAGCUGGAUCAUCGCGCCGGGCGCGACGAGUGCGGAGCACAAACAUACCGUCUUCCUGCCCGUCAUGGAAGGUCUUCUGACGUGCGUGUUGGACAAGAACAAGCGGGUGCAAGAGGCCGGAUGCAGCGCGUUUGCGACCCUCGAAGAAGAGGCGGGCGAGGAGCUGGAGCCCUACCUGUUACCGAUCCUGAGCAGCUUGGUGACGGCGUUCCGGAAGUACCAGCACAAGAACCUGCUGAUCCUGUAUGACGCGCUAGGCACGCUCGCGGAUUCGGUGGGGACGUCGUUAGCGAAGCCGGAGCUCUUGCAGAUCCUGAUGCCCUCGCUGAUCGAGCGCUGGCAGAAGCUAGGGGACGACGAGCAAGAUCUGAUCCCGCUGUUGGAGUGUCUGUCGUCGGUGGUGAUCGCGAUCGGGCCGGCGUUCGGGCCCUAUGCGCCGGCCGUCUUCGAGCGCUGUGUGCGGCUGGUGGCCACCAGUCUGGAGGGAUAUGCGCUCUGUUGCAAGCACCCGGGCGAGUUCGAGCCCCCGGAUAAGACCUUCCUCAUCGUGGCGCUCGACCUGCUCAGCGGGCUCACCCAGGGUCUGGGUCCCCUGGCCGCGCCGUUCUACGAGGCCAACCAAAACCAACAGAUGGGUGCCGGAUACGCCGCCGUGUCUGUUGUCGGAGGGAGCGAUUCGUCAGCAGCCCAGGGCAUGGACGCCGUCCCCUCAUCCACCCAUGGCCCGCUCCCCCCCAUCCUCUCCCUCCUAGGCACCUGCCUCAACGCCGACUUCCCCGAACCCUCCGUCCGUCAAUCCGCCUUCGCCCUCGUCGGCGAUUGCGCUAUCUCUUGCUACCAUCUCCUCGAAUCCUUCCUCCCCCAAUUCAUGCCCCAGAUCAUCCGCCAGAUCGACGUCGAGGCCCCCAUCACGCUCACCAGUGUCUGCAACAACGCCGCCUGGGCCGCCGGCGAAAUCGCCAUCAAAGCCGGUGAUAAGAUGGCCGGGUUCAUCGAGCCCCUGUUGAGCCGCUUGGUCCCCGUGCUGAACUCGAACAGGGUCGCGCGGAGCUUGACGGAGAACUCGGCGGUGACGAUCGGCCGUCUGUCGCUCGCUUGUCCCCAGCUCAUCGCCCCGCACAUCGACCAGUUCAUCCGGCAAUGGUGUCAGGCGUUGGCGGAGAUCAAGGAUAACGACGAGAAGGACUCGGCGUUCCGGGGGAUGUGUCUGGCCAUAGAGAUCAACCCGCACGGGCUGACGGACGCCUUCGGCUUCUGGCUGAACGCCGUCGGCCGCUGGAGCCGGCCGUCCACCGAGCUCAACCUCAAGUUCAAAAGCUUGUUGCAUGCGUUCAAGAACGCCAUGGGCGAGAACCAGUGGGCCGUCACCAUGACCAGCCUCACCCCGCAGACCGCCCAGCGUCUCCAGCUCCUAUAUCAAGUCUGA
Messenger RNA from Puccinia triticina, 2982 nucleotides. RefSeq lists its product as uncharacterized. Gene Ontology annotation, cellular component: cytoplasm; nucleus. Gene Ontology annotation, molecular function: small GTPase binding; nuclear import signal receptor activity. The transcript is spliced from 8 exons. NCBI's taxonomy places the organism in Eukaryota, Fungi, Basidiomycota, Pucciniomycetes, Pucciniales, Pucciniaceae. Gene Ontology annotation, biological process: protein import into nucleus. The coding region runs from base 1 to 2982 and encodes 993 amino acids. The record is from RefSeq and is a predicted model, not a curated record.